Messenger RNA from Anthonomus grandis grandis, 1079 nucleotides. Its product is annotated as sporozoite surface protein 2-like. Bases 294 to 737 code for a protein of 147 amino acids. The transcript is spliced from 4 exons. The record is from RefSeq and is a predicted model, not a curated record. NCBI's taxonomy places the organism in Eukaryota, Metazoa, Arthropoda, Insecta, Coleoptera, Curculionidae.
AUCAUGCUUCAAAGAACCAUAAUUUGUUAUAUAGUCGCGUUGUGUGUCUUAUAUUUCAAAUAUCUGUAAAUGAAAUAAAUCAAUAUAAGGAAAAAAGCUGCACAAAUAAAUUAAUUGAACUCGAUUCUUAUAUUUUAACCAAAACAAAGUUUUAAUCGCCCCUGUAGUAUGGAAUCGAGGUUAUUUCAUUUAAUGCUCUCUUAGAAACAAUACAAUACGAACGGUAACUUCAGGUGAACGAUACAAACAGCGUCCCUAACAACCAUUAUUUGGGUUUUUUUUGUGAGUUCGUCAUGAACGUAGACGAAAUUGCCCAAAGUUUGGAGGCGCUAAUGGAGUUUACACCGUCAGAACCUCAGGGGAGAAAAGCCAGCCCAACCCAACCCAACCCGAACCAACCCACCCAACCCAACCCGAACCAACCCACCCAACCCAACCCGAACCAACCCACCCAACCCAACCCGAACCAACGCAACCCAACCCAACCCAAUAAUCAGGAAAAUUACAAUAGGUGGAGGCAAAGGGGAAGGAACUGGAGGAAGAAAAGGCUGGAACGACAGCACGAGCAAUCGGUUCUUCAUAAACAGAAAGUAUUACUGUCGGUAGUAACCGACGCCAUGGCCUCGGUGGCCUCCGCCGUGCUGAAGCACACGGGGGCCACUACAAGCGGGUACCAGUGGCGAGGGGGCUCGAGGAGGGGCCGAGGUCGUGGCAGGGGAAGGGGGAGGGUAGAGUAGGUUUUAAUUUUAGAUUCAUUUAAUUUUUUAUGUUAUUUAUUAAUGUUUAUGUAAUUUUUUAUGUUAUUUAUGUUAAGUUAUAGUUAAGUUAUUUAAUAAGUUAUUGAUAGUAUGUAAGUUAUAGUUAUGUAGAUAGUAAAGUCCAGUUCAACGAUACAUUAGAAUGGUCAUCCGUCAAAACACCAGCAUUCUACCUGCCAAACAAUGUCAUCCACCUUCUAUUUACAUUGUUUGGCAGGUGGAAUGAUGGUGUUUUGACGGGUGACCAUUCUAAUAUAUCGUUGCACUGGACUUGAUAAGUUGUUGCGUUUUAUUAUUUUUUAAUAAAAAAAAACAAAUAAA